UAUUAUUAUUCGGUCAGCUCGUGUAACCACGCUUCACGAGGAUCUCGAACGGCCACGAGAGCCUCGUGUCGGAAACAAGGCCCGCAUCGAGCGGAUAAUGAGUCCAUUAUUCGCCGUGGAGGACUCACCGCGUCCGAUCGACAUAACCACGUAAAAGGAAGGCUUUAAUGCAACACAAGGACGAGCAUGAUUUUGGCUGGAUCAGACCAUUUUCUGGCGGUACCUGUGGAAGCGACUGCAUUUCUGGGUGCCGUUGCUGGCUUCGUGGUCCUGCUCUUGGCUUUAUUUCUAUACCUGUCCCGUAAGUGGUGUUUCACACCGCCGUCCACGACCACCCUCUUCGGCGGCGUAUGCGUGCCCCUAUGCGAGUCAAACAACAGUUCCACAUCUCAGAUCACUAAAAAUAUAGGAAAGGCGUUUUCCUAUUCGGAUCCAGAGACUAGCUCCGACUCGGAGGAAGAUGCUCUUCGCCGAUUGAAUCCGAGACCCCUUCCGCCGCCGGAUACUCUGACUAUUCAAGCCGAAGAUGGUCCUACUAUUGUUGACGCUGGCACCACCUCCAGCAGCUGCACGGAAGAACACACCCCCACCGAUCAACAACAGUGCGUAGUGGACGUGGGAGCCUCCAGUAUCCUGCUCGACGCCAGGGAACAAGAGGUGGAGGUCGAGCAAAAUGGUCCUACGACUAACGACGUCAUCACGACGAUGGGCACGGUCGUCGAGGAGGUUGGCAGCCUCGAGGUUGCGUUCCUGUACGACGCGCCGAUGCGCGAGAUGACGGUACACGUGCUCCAAGGUCGGAAUUAUCCGGAAGGUAUCGGUGGCAGUCAAGUGCGGCUGGUGUUACUACCGUCGAAGAAGCAACGACGCAAGACCCGCGUACGACAAGGCACAUCCCCUCAGUACAUGGAAAGUUUCUUGCUUCCUCGAGUGAAUCCGGAGGAUGUAAACGCGAUGGGUGUACGACUGCGAGUCUACUUCUGGGGCGGCAGAAUGCGUCGCGAGAGACUCCUCGGCGAAGCCAGGGUUUCCUUUGAUCAGAUCAAUCUUCAGCUCGAGACGACUCUUUGGUUAACGCUUCAACCGCCGCCUUCUUCCUCGGUGCAGGACUGGGGGACAACUGGUAGUUUGACUCGUAGCGACUCGACGGGAUCUCAGCAGUCGGUUCAGUCGUACGCCUCACCCACCGUACCGCCUUACGGUAGCAGCAUGAAAGGCGGCAGCGUGGCGGAGAUUCUGAUAUGCUUGUCGUAUAACGGGACAACGGGACGUUUAUCGGUGGAGAUAAUCAAAGGGUCGCAUUUCCGGGGCGGUGGUGGCAACGAUACGAAACCACCGGACACGUACGUGAAGCUGGCCCUCGUAGACAGUAACGAUCAUGAGAUCCAACGUUCGAAAACGGGCCUGAAACGUGCCCAACCGAAUCCUCUUUACAAGGAAACGUUUGUAUUCCAGGUCGCUCUGUUCCAACUCGGUGACGUGACGCUCUUCUUGUCGGUGUACAAUCGACGAAGGGGAAGCAUGGGGAGGAAAGGAAGGGAGAUGAUCGGUUGGCUGAGUCUAGGACUGAAUAGCUCCGGCCCGGAGGAGUUGCAGCAUUGGAAUGACAUGCGUGCCGCAAGCCAGCCGACGCAGGUUCAACGCUGGCACUCGUUACUGCGCCCUUGAAGCGUUCCGGCUAGACAGAGUUCCUGUUCACGGGCAAACAUUUUACGUUAAGGACAAACGGUAUGCAUCUCGAUCGACGUGUUGACACGUUGCGGAUCGCGGUCGCUGAACCACGCACCAAAACCAGACCGACCGUUUCACAGCGAGACCGGUACACAAAGGCUAGGGAAAUUCCUUUUCGCGAGACGAACGAUGCCCGUCUCGACCGGAUACGUUCGACCCCCGCCCCUGUCUACUGCCCCGAAGUCAAUAUCGUCGAUCCGUCGAUCCUGCGAGCCAGAGCUAUGAUCAUCAAUUUUACGCAUUCGGUAACUCUGAGUUACAGAAACUCUCUAUCGAUGUACCAAGUACAUUAGCCCUUUUUGAUACGCCGGACGGAGUUGCGGGUGUUUUCAGCGUACGAUACUACGUAUGUAUAUCAAUUGACACAACGCACGCGGUAUCAUCCGACAAUGCACACGCACAUUGACACGUUCACACGCUCGUACACGCGGAUAGACUCGAGGCCUCUACGCGUUAUGAUGUGUGUCGCAGGUGCAUGCGUCGGUACCUAGGUCUCAUGAUACACGUUUCAAUGUGUGUGGAUCAGGAAUCAGAAGCCUAGGCUGUUUCCUUUUAGUUUUUAAUUUCUUUUUCUCUUCUGCAAUCAUCGUAGAUCCUGUUGUUCAAACUGACACCGGGGUCGGAAGAGAAGACAUUUCGAUACGCACGGAGGCGAACCGAAGCGAUCCAGGUUUCACGAAACUUGGCGUCGAUGCAUAUUUCGACGACACGCGCCACAAUGUGUGGGGGCCUGUAAAAGAACUACAUCACACGCACACGUAUACAUCGACAUACGAAAAGAGAAGGUGUUUUCGUUUACCUCGAUCGCCAUUCGGCAAGAACGGAUAUGAUGAUCCAUCGGUCGCCAGCUGAUCUUUCAAUGGUAGCUUUUCUAACGCGUUGUCCAUCGGCAACCCGCCACGUUACCGCGCCGUUCAAUUUGCUAGAAUUUCCCUGGAGGAAUCGAUUGCGAAUAUUGUUCAACCCAUUAGCUGCCAGUCAUGAAUAUUCCCGUGAUUAGGGAUGCGUUUAGCCAACACGAGUGUCUUCGUUGUAUUUUAACAUGAAUUGAAAAUACAAAUGGAAUCACAUAUUUAAAGGAUGGCAACGAAUGCGUUAAAAUAAGAUUUGCCAUUGUUCUGGAAGAGUAAGUGAACGUAUUAACAGAAAGAAAAAAGGUGAUCAAGGUAAACGAAACUGCUUCGUACAUGUAUAGUACGUUAUUAACGCGCGGAUAAGCAUUUUCGUCGGUGCCGAAUCCGAUAGCGUGCCGGCAGUCGCUAGGUCGCGAGGAGAAGUCAGGAAUAACGAAAACUCUUCGACUCGAUAUGUGCCUGAGCAUACGUUGACCGUUUAUCUUUUACUUUGUGCCUUUCACCAUUUUUUAGGCCGCGUGUCCGUCGAUGGAGAAUCGUCGUGGGAUACCAAGCCGGGUCGAGGGUUCGCUAUGCAAAACGCAAAUCCCACGUUCACUUAAGCCUCUCCCUGUAUAUCUAUCCGUCUCUCGGCUCCGCGACAAUUUCCAACGGACGGUUUUAAAACGUGCUAGUUCACGCGAGGUCCGUUGCACCGACGAAUAAACUCGACGCGUCGACGGCGGCUCGGCGUGUACAACUGGGAGAUGACUUGACGCUUAGCGGAACGGCACAGUAGCGAGAGGUGUCUUUCUCGCAGCUUUAUGAAGUAUUCACUUUUAGGUUACUCAUAAAAAAUGUCCGAAUGAAAUGAACAAAUUUAAUUUUUAAGAAUUCUAUGAAUAUUCAAAAAUUGUUUAUCAGUUUCCAUUGGUUACCUGUAACCGUAUUGGAGAAUAGUAAAUUAGCGAUUGGAAGUAUCAGGAAUUAGCAGAUGAAUGAAUAUGAAACUAGGUAAAAAGAAAUGGAAAGUGAUCGAUCAGCUGAAUUCCUUGGACUAUCUAUCAAGUGAUCUCCUAGCAGUAUAUGCAUGGUUCGAGAAUGGAUUGACAUAGCGAGAACACGGCGAGUCGAUCCGUUUAAACGAACGGCGAGCAGCGGGCAGUUCGAAGAGGAACGCGAGGCUGUGAAAUUCUUGUAUACUUUCUUUCGUUUCUCGUUGACACGCUCGUCUCUUGUUCCCCCGCGUCCGGUUCCGCGUCGUGAAUCAAACGGGAACGGGUUUCCUUCAACGGUUUGCUUUGGUAAAGUGUUAACGCUGGGACUAUCUAGCAGCCAGGUCGACUUCUUUUAACGUUCGCGUAGAAACUGCAAGAGCAUGUUUGUCGAGGAUCGAUCGACUCAUACUUCAGAGUAGCUGUUGGCAGAUCGAUUGACUCGAUAAUUACUUAGAACGGUAUCUGUACUUUUUUAAUAAACGUAGAACGGAAAAUCUGAAACGGGUCGUUUCGACUGGUGGUUCCAGUGUUAAAUAAGUAUGUUUAAAAAGGCAAGGGUACGUUUACAGCGGAGCUGCAACGAUAACCAAGCGAGGAAAUGAUUUUUAUUCUUAAUGAAUCGAGUUGUGUACUCGAGUAUUUUAAGUAUGUACUUAAUUUUGUUUCAAACGAACUCGUUUACGUUGAACCGAUGUAUCGAGUUACGUUCACUUAACUGUUAACUACUCGUCUUACGAUAUCGCGUCGAACUCGUGAAGAGUUCAAGCAGAAUUUAACGUACGUAAAUAUCACUCGGUUCUUGGAAAUGCAAAUGAAAUAUUCCCCUGUUACCAUUACACAUUGGAACAAACGUGAACAUAGAACAUGCCGAGACAUUUUUCUUGCUUCUCGAUAACUUGCCGAUGACAACGUAAUUGGAUGGAUCACAAUUGAGAAAGAAAUAGUAAGGUAAGGGGUUAAUCGAUCAAUGAUUCAUGCCUCGUGAACUGACACUCUCCCACCCGCCGUCGCAGCUCCGCUAGAAACCUGCCUUUAGGUAUCGCGAGUGCUAAUAUUCUCAGCGACACCUGUGAAAUCUGAACGCGCCAAUUUGUGCGCAUUUACUUAGUGUGUAUAUGUGUGUGCGCGCACGCGCGUGUGUGUGUAUGUGUGCAUGAAUGCAUGAUGCGUGAAUAUACGAGAACGAGAAGAAAGAAUAACAGGCGACUCGAUAAGAGGGCAUUCGAGGGGUCAACCGGUUGGCCAGUCGGAGGAUGGACACACCGACGAGGACAGAGACUCACAAUUUCAAAUGACGCACAAUAAACUCGCAAAAAGCGCACCCCGUAAACGCAUAUGUGAUCGUAGAGUUGAUAUUACUUUAAAAAUAAAAGUUAGCGGCAUACAACCACACGAGUAUCGCGUGAAUAACGAUAUAGACGUAGAUGAAAUCCGUAAGUAAACGAUCCACGCGUUUGUACACAUGUAUAUUAGAAGGGAGAUCGGUUCAACUGAGAGCGACGACGGGCGACUGAUUUAAUGGAUAAAAAAACGAAAAGAAAGACGAAAAAUGGAAAACAAGAAAAACAGAAUUAAACAGAUGCUGUGAAUCGUUCAACGCUUGACUUUUUCAAGCUUUAGUGUUUUAGGUACAAUGUUUAACGAGGUUUUGCAAAGUGCUCGUAAGCACGCGUGAAGUUUUCUCCUAAUUGCGCGCGGCUUGUUCUUUUCGCGGUGCAUCGUUCGUAGAACGGAUGUUGUUCUCGGCGUCAUCGAAAUUCCUGCAAUUCGUAGCCAAAACAAUCAAUGGCCAGAUCGUUUAUGCAGCUUAUCGUUAGACCGAUUUUCAAUGUUUCAAACGCGAGAGACCAUGGCGGAGAGAUGUGGCGUGCGAUCGCAUUGUUCGCGUCUACAUACUAAAUACUUUGAUAACAACCCUUUGAAAGCGUAGCGCGACUCUAGCUAGCGUUCUUUAGGAUACUUUUCACUUUUGAGUCCUGGCGACGUAAAUUGUACAUUGUACAGUCUGUUUAUAAGCAUCACGAUAUCGUAUCGCCCCUGGCGAGAAAGGGAGAGAAAUGUUUCAUCGAAACAUCCAUACGGACGGAUCAUGGAGUGUUUCCAAUAAUGUCAGGAGAAAAUAUCGAGUGCGCUUUUAAUUUUACGUGCACGAACUAUUAAGGCAUUGGGUGGAACGGAAAGUUUUGAUGGUAAACUUAAGGAACAAUCGUUCGUUUAGAAAAGAUCAUUUGUUUCUCAACCUGAACUAUGUGUUCCUUAAUUUCCUAAUCUCUCGAAUAUAUGGAAACAAGAGAUACUUGAGGGAGAACGAAAAGAUUCCUUGAUGAAGUAUCAUCAAUUUAUAAGAACUUUUCAGAUAGAACUUUCUGUUCGAUCCAAUAACGGCGAAUGCCCUUGUUCGUUCGGAAAAUGCGGAACAAGCAAGUUCGAACGGUGAUCUAAAGCAACCGAGGAAUUUGUCAACGUGAAUCUUCAACGUUUUCUGCCAGGGGUAACGUAGAUUGCUGAAAGACGUUUGCGACGCGUGUAUUUAAAUACUUAGCUAACGAGUAAUGUAUUUUCAGGGUAAUGUCUAAGCCUUUCGCCAGUUGUUUCCAAUUCGUUGUAACAUGGCCACGAUAGACUUCAUUUAAUCUCAAAUGAGAAUAGUUGGGCACUGCGUUAACAGGGGAAAAAGUGAACGAGAGAAACUCGGUUGAAAACGCUUGAAACAUUGGUCACACGGCGGGAACGUAUGAACAAUGUUUAUAAACCUUCGUUAUUUAAGUAUCAUUAUCGACAAUAUAUAAAUGUACACUCCAAUGGACAUACUAAUUGACAUGGUUACAUUUCAAUUUUGCCGCUUCGAGUGUCAAGUACUUUUAAAUUGUCGAUAAGAAAGGGCGAGAAAGAAUUUCUAUUUAAAACAAUUACGAGUAACAAUCGCGAGGAUUAUAAACAGACUAUCAUUGAAUUUUUAUCUAUAUAUUUUAUCUACAGCACUCUCACUCUCUCUCCCAUCCCUCACCCUUUAUCUUUCUCUCCCCCUUCCCUUCAGCCCCUUUUUCUCGAUAAGUAUUAAAAUCGGAGUUUGAACGUCUACUGCACAAAAUAAUUACCUUAAUCAAUGUUAUUAAUUAUAAAUUAAUAAUAAUAAUAAUAAUAACAACAACAACAACAACAAUUAUUAUUAUUAUAUUUGUCGCGUUUUAUAAAAGUGUACUCUAAUACAAUUAAACGAAUAAACUUACAAAAUAGUUGUUAUUGAACACAUACGGAGAGAUAAUAAAACCUGUCAAAGUACAUAUUUCUCUAACAGCUCUUGCUUCUUUCUUGCGAGUAACGCUUCCUGAAUAUCUUGUUGCGACGGUAUCGCUCUUUGCGCCGUGAUUUCUACCUCUUCGUCGUCCUGUGUUUCCUUCCUUUCAUUUUGCGCCGACCAUUCCUGCAUAGCUCUCUCUCUGGCCUCUUGUUCCGCUUUCUGUUCCAAUGGUAACAAUAUGCCGUCAUCGUCGUCUCUGUAACCAUAAUAAUC
This is a messenger RNA of Nomia melanderi (Alkali bee), 7076 nucleotides long. The record is from RefSeq and is a predicted model, not a curated record. Lineage: Eukaryota; Metazoa; Arthropoda; Insecta; Hymenoptera; Halictidae.